Messenger RNA from Melitaea cinxia (Glanville fritillary), 3180 nucleotides. RefSeq lists its product as uncharacterized. The transcript is spliced from 5 exons. The record is from RefSeq and is a predicted model, not a curated record. Gene Ontology annotation, cellular component: nucleus. NCBI's taxonomy places the organism in Eukaryota, Metazoa, Arthropoda, Insecta, Lepidoptera, Nymphalidae. Gene Ontology annotation, biological process: DNA damage response; cell population proliferation; positive regulation of protein phosphorylation. Bases 262 to 3102 code for a protein of 946 amino acids.
UAUUGUACCUUUAUAUAAUACCUAACCUUUAUAUACUCCACAGAGUACAUUGAAUAUAUAGGUAUAAUUUGAAACUUGUGUUAAGAGUUUAGAGUAUCGCUUAAUGCGUAGCUUUCGAAAUAUUUUUUUAUAUUACUUUAAUGUGAAUAUUGAAUUGUUUUUACGUAAAACACUUUCCGCUACUAACUAAAGUUGUUUUGAUAGAUAUGUAGGUAUAACGUAACUAUUAGUGCCUGCUACAAUUAUCUAUAAAUUAUCACCAUGGAUAAUAUUUUGGUGCAAAAUAAAGUUAAACUAUUAUUUGAGAAGAUUUCCCAACCUCAAUAUGUUAUGAACAACUACUAUGUUGACCACUUUUUUAUAAAAAUAAAUUCCAAUGACCCGGAUGUUGUGUGUCUGAAAACAUGGGCUGCUUGGCCGGAAUUGCUUCUAAAAGCCAUUGAGCAUAUUGAUAAAUACCAUAAUACAGUAAAAGUUUUUCUUAUAAGAUUAUUAGGUGUUUUUGCUGGAGUAGAAGUACAUUUUGCCAAAAUUUUUUAUAAAAAAGAAGAAGAGCUUUCUAGAGCAUUCACUGAAAUUAAUUCAGUAAACAUGAACCCAAGUUUGAGAGUGGCAUACAUGGAGGUAGCUCUCUCUCUUACGAAUCAUAAUUCUGGGAUUUGCUGGCUUUAUGAAACAAAUGCUUGGAAAGAAAUUCUUAGCUUGUGCAAUGAGAAACAAACAGUUUUCAUUGUUCGUCAAACAUAUAAAUUUGCAGCUACAUUUGUUUGGAAACUAAUGUUCUUAGGAUGUAAUACUGGUGUCAAUACAGUUUUGAGUCAUAUAAUAAGACCUUUUACUGAAAAUGAUUUCAUGAGAUUAGAUUCCUUAUCUGGUGAAGAAGAAGAUGUCCUCUGUAAAACACUUGAACCUAUGUAUCAAAUACUUAUAGCUAUUAUCAGUCACGAAGAUUAUAUUAAAACUCCAAAUUGGGUAAUGGAGUUUAUGGUCAAAGAUUCAAAAGUUAUCACAUACUGUCAUAUAGUUUUAGAUAGAUUGAGGAGGAAAGACAUAUGUCUACUUAUAUCUAAGUUUUUGUUUUGGUUAACCAUAGCAAAAAUGUUUUAUUCGAAGCCUAUGUUGCCCAGUGUGGAGUAUACUAAAGAAGAUUUCAUGGAGCUUAGUGUACUGUAUAUCAAUACUAUCCAUGCUCAUAUUAAUCGUCGCUGUGCAACAUUAGUAUUCGAUUUCUGCAAUGCUUGCAAUUUAAUAUGGGCAUCUCUCUGGAAUAAAACAAAACUGGCAAUGUUAGAAAUUGAUGACAACAAAGUUGAUUUCCAGAAGCAACUUUUAGUGAUAUGUCUUGUACCGCCUAUGGUCUAUGCUUGCAAUGGGAAUAGUUAUGAGGCCAAGAUACAGGAUUACAUUUCACAGAUAAUGAACUCACCUUGUGAACAUACAACUCGAACUGCCUAUGCAAUGAGAGAUCUGAUGGAGCAACUGGACAUUCAAGCAACAACGUUACAAAGUGUUAAGCGUUUAACUUGCUUGAAAGAUCACUUGAACAAUGAACAAGCAAAUUUGGUAUUUCAAGCUCUGUUCCUAAUUCUUCACGAAUACGAUCCAAUAGACGACGAAGGCAAGUUGAAAGUUGAGCAAAACUCUGUAGACGAUCAAGAAAAAGUGCUUGUGAUGACAUACGUUUUAGACACAGUGCUAUCACUUGUUAAAAAUUACAAUAUAAAUUGGCAAGAGAGCCUUGAAGUUCUGUGCUUGUAUAACGUUGUAUUUAAUGUUUUGAAAAGAUCAAAUCUUUCGUGUAAGUUUGUAGUAACAGCCUUGAACGUAAUAGCGAUAACAGUGAAAAAGUUCCUUCCGCCAAAUCUCUCUCUUUUAAUGGAUUCUCAACCAGGCUCAACUAUGCACGAGCUGGGAAAACUAAUUUAUAUGAAAAUGCACGACAUCAAUUGGGAAGUUCGAGAUUCGGCUCUCGAGCUAUUAUAUGUGUGCACAGACAUCGCAUUUAUCAAAUUUCCACCAUUCCAACACCAAAUUCUAUCUAGCAAUCUUAUAAAUGUGGCUGCUACGAUGGCAUUGUUUGAUCAUGAGUUCUAUGUACGUGCAUCGGCCUUAAAGUGCCUUGGCGUGGCAACUAAGAUCUCUCCUCUAUGGGAGCAUCUUAAGCAGGAACACCAAGAUAUACAGGAACAGCUUUUAUCAUUACUUUAUAACAAUCCGGAAGGAAUUGUUCGUAAAGAAGCCUGCAACGUUCUGUGUGAGAUUUAUCAGAACGUCAAAUUAACCCGUAACUUUAAAGUAAUGCUAUAUGAUUACAUGGUAUCCGCGGCCUUAUGCGAUUUCCAUUGGGAAGUUCAAUUAAGUGCACUAAAAUUCUGGAAAAUUGUAAUACAAUCGUUUCUAACCGAUCAGGGCAUGCUAGAUGGAACAUUUCCUCCAGUAACAUUCUCUAGAGAAACGCGAAAAAUCGUGACACUCAAUGAAGCAGAAAUUCAAAGACGUCUGACACGAAUUCUAGAAGAGCUUGCGUCUAUUGGGUGCUUGACAGUUUUAAUAAAGUUACUUCACGAUGAUACGGAAGUCGAUAUCAUGGAAGCCGCUCUUGGUAUAGCUAUAGAAUUAACAGAUAUUCUCGAUAGGUACAAGGUACCACAAAAUCUUACUCCGCACGAUGGCGAUACAAGAAGCGUCGAUGAUUUACUAAAUAAAAUUAAACUGGACUGUUUAAGUUUUCUUAAAUCUGAAAACGCCGAAGAUGGGGAAACAGGGGAAACCGGGGAAGUGGGGGAACAGGGUAAUAAAGCAGAAAAUGUCAUUGAGGGUAUAAUUAACGUAGACGAUAUAAAUUUAUUAGCGAGCAUAUAUGAACGACACAUGAGUCUGCAGUCAAAGGAAACGGACACAGUGAAGAAAAAUAAGUGUCGACUUUUGAGGUUUGCGCCACCGCACAUGUUCGUGUCGUUCAUUAGGAGUAGAGAUUUUAAAACGAUUAUUGAACAAAAGAAAAAUUGGAAAGAUGGUAUUAAAAGUCUUUCAUCUUUACUAGACGACGUUCUAGGUAUAUAUGAAGUUAACGAAGAAGUGAAUGUCUUAGAUUGCUACUGAAAUUGUUUAGCAAAUAAUUAUUAGAUUUAUUACAAUUUUGUAAAAUAAAUACAUAAAACAUAUUUUCUUGAAUAAAUU